Molecule: messenger RNA, 2052 nt
Organism: Pocillopora verrucosa
Lineage: Eukaryota; Metazoa; Cnidaria; Anthozoa; Scleractinia; Pocilloporidae
Source: RefSeq, a predicted model, not a curated record
CAUGGCGGACACUCAGAGUUAUUAUUUCUGCUUUGAAAACUCAUCAACUCUUGUGUAAACAGAGCGGGCAGCUAACUUUUGUUGCCGGGACAGCGGAUUUAUGUGAACGAAUAGGUAACUGGACCUAAUUUGCACCUAUGUAGCAUUCCAACUUUGGGCAAUUGUCAUGCAAAUGAAGCUCAAAACCUUCCUCCCACUACGUCUUAGCAACAUAUGUGUUGGUCCAUUGCUCUCUCUUGAAUUUAUUAAUCAACACUUUGGUCUGUUUUUCAAAGGACACAAGCUGUGAAAAUUCAAACAGUCCAGUCAAUCUUUUUCAACACAUCACUGACAAGAGAUCAACAGCACGCGCAAUAAAAUUGCCAGAAAGAUUUUUGGAGCGACGUUAGAAAGUUGAAUCUGUUUAAACAUGGUCGAGUUUGCCCAAUUUAAAACGGAGAGCUAAAGGGCAGUUAAUCAAACGGCUGUCGCUGUGAUCGCAGUAUGAGUUGCAUUUCACGUUACAGUUCGCCUUCGACGUGGAAAAAAAGGUAUGGAUUUCUUCUUCAUCAAACAUAACCUUCGCCAAUUUGAACUCAGGUGAUGAAUUCGAUGUUUUCGGCAUAAGCUUAAUUUGCACGAUUGAAAUAAUUGGAUGUCAUAUCGUACAAAUAUCAUCUGUUUCGAGAAACCAGUUCUCAUCUGUGUGGCUGUCUACAAAUAAUCCAAAAUGGCUCACCACAGAGAUAAAGAACGUGAACUCGACUUGAAGGGAAAACUAUCACGGAAGAUAGCUGAACUCACUAUGGUCAUUCACUUGCUGUUUACGAGAAACCACGAGCGCGAGAUUGAAGUAGAAUCAUUGAAAACUGCAUAUGAACAUGAGAUAAGAGGUAUUCUUGAAGAAGCAAAAGGAAAAAUUUCGUGGUUGGAGGGACAACUUGAUGAACUAGAAAAAUACCGUGUUUUGUUGGACUUGAAAAAUACAGAGAUUGAGAAAGACAAAGAGCAGAUCCAAGAUCUUCAAAAUAGGGAGGCAGAAUUAAAUACUCAGUUAGAGCAUAAAGAUCAACUUUUAAUGAUUGCUGAAAAACAAAUUGUAGAAUUGAAAGAAAGCCUUAUGGAUAAUGUAAACUCUGGGUAUGAUCAUUUGUCAGUUGAACUGGAAAAUGUAAAGAAAGAGAACAAUAACUUGAAAGAAAAACUCAAGGUUAAAAGUGACAAGAUAAAGAAGAGCCAAAAUCAAGUUGAUAAUCUUCAAUCAAAAGUAAAAACAUUGGAGGAUGAAUUAAAAGAUGUAUUGGAAAAAAAGCAGAGGCUUGAAGCAAGUGUUGAUGGCUUGCGAGGAGACUGGCAGGAUGAAAUUGAGAGACUUGGUCAGAAAAUUGCAGAAUACACAAAACAGCAACGAGAAGACCAAAUGAGGGCUGAAAAACUUGAAUGGAAAAAUAAACAGUUGAAUCAACAAGUAAAGGAGCUUGAAGAUGAAAAACAUCAGUUAGAACUUAGAAUUCAACAAUAUGUUGACGAGAGAAACAAAAGAAAGGAAGCAAAAAGAUCCCCAAGAUCAGUGACUAAAGGAAGUCCUGAAGUACCCCGACCAUCACCAAUUGAUAGAGAUGAUGAGCUUGAACGUCUCAGACGAGAAGUGCAGCGUUAUCGUCUGGAGCUGAGCAACAGGGAAAUGAGCUUCAAUCGAAUGUUUACUGAUCAUAAGCCUGUCAUUGUUGAUGCAAAAGGAAGGAAAACAUCCUCUAAUCUUGUUCACGACAAUUCUUUCCCAAAUCUUAGUGGUGUACAAGGACGAAAAAGAAGUGGAAUUCAACAAUUACCAGCUCUUGGGGAACAAAGGAUUCAGAGCAAUCCUCAACAACAAUUUCAUGGCCUUUGAUUAACUUGGUUCAUCUUAUGUUUAUCAAGAAAAAAGAUUCUUUCAGAGUUUAUAUAUUUAGUAUUUAAGGAAACAAAUUUAUUUGGAUAUUAUGUGGACCAAAAAUAUCCAAAAUUCAGUCUUAACAAUUGAGAGUCAAUUCUGAGUCCCAAAAUGGAAUGAGUACCCUGAUUUUACACUAA